Messenger RNA from Cercocebus atys (sooty mangabey), 5983 nucleotides. Its product is annotated as formin-like protein 3. Gene Ontology annotation, biological process: actin filament polymerization. The coding region runs from base 4817 to 5983 and encodes 388 amino acids. Gene Ontology annotation, cellular component: actin filament; cytoplasm. The transcript is spliced from 2 exons. NCBI's taxonomy places the organism in Eukaryota, Metazoa, Chordata, Mammalia, Primates, Cercopithecidae. Gene Ontology annotation, molecular function: actin binding; microtubule binding. The record is from RefSeq and is a predicted model, not a curated record.
UGUGCCUGUAAUCCCGGCUACUCAGGAGGCUAAGGCACGAGAAUCCCUUGAACCUAGGAGGUGGAGGUUGCAGUGAGCCUAGGUUGCGCCACUGUACUCCAGCCUGGAGACAGAGCAAGACUCUGUCGCAAAAAAAAAAUAAGAAAAAAAAAAAGAUUUAAACCACUAUACCAAUAUCAUUUAAUUGCUGGUAAUCACUGACCAGCAGACAGUACAAGAUUAUCACAGAUUAUCUUCUUGCAAAAGCCUCAAAUGCAGGUAUUCUGGGUUGCUACAGGUAGAUCUGCCUUCUGUGCAAAUUUAAUGUGUCUGAGGCAAGGGAGAUGAGCCCUAUUAUCAAGCACAUCUACAUCUAUCAGAAACACCCUCUAGGGAGUAUAUCACUUUGUUAGGACUGACUGUCAUGAUGGAAAAGCUACAAUACGGUUCUCAGGACAGUCAAGGUUCCUAGGUCCUAAUUCCAGACUCCCCUGAUUUGCUAUUUGGAAAAGAUCCUCAAGUUCACAGCAGAACUCAGUUUCUCAACUCAAUAAAAAAUAGCGCUGCACAAGAAGAGCUGCCAGUACAUAAAGACUUCAAAGCCCUUUGAAAUUAGGACAGUAGGGACCAAACAACAUUAGCAUUGGGCAUAGAUCACUAUUCUAGCUGUUAGUUGGCCAGGUUCCUGAGAGGAAGAUAUGGAAAUAUAUGACUUGUGACUCAGUGAUUUGGAUACUCCCCCCACUUGUUUAAAUGCCAAAAUUGACUAACAAGUUUGGGAACUUAAAUUGGAGAGUGAACAUUUUAAAUCAGAAACUCACCGGUCUAAAUAUAUUCAACUUCCCUACUACUUGGAUACAAGAGAUUCUUGAGUGAAUCUCACUGAAAUUUACAUUAAUAUACAUGGGCUAUAGAAAUCACAAUCUCCUCCUCAGAUACAAAAUAACCAUUUUUAGGGGCCAUAUGAGAGACUCCAAUAGGUAUAUCCAUCUCAUCACAAUGGAGACAAUUUCAGAAUCCUUUUGUAUGAAUAUGUUGUCUCAUAGGUCACUGGGCUGCAUGUUGAACUGAAAAAUGGCUAGCAGGGCCAGGUACACAGUAGAUACAUAAAUAUUUGUAGACUGAAUGAGGAAUCAAAUCAAAGAAUCAAAAUGACUUUAAAUAAAGCAAGGAGUUAACUUGCCAUCCAUUGCUCAACCCGCUUUGACACUAGAACAAGCCCUCCAAGCAAAACAGACAGCUGUGAUCUGGACAUAUGAUGCAAUGCAGGCAGCAAACGUUCACUCUGGACAAAUCCAUGUCCAAAUAUGACACUUAAUACUAACCCAGAAGGGAAACAGAAGCACUGCCCUUUCUACCCUUCCAUUCAUUUUUCCAACAGUGUUUCACCUGUGCCCACGUACCAAGCUGUUGCUAGGCUAUGGGGAGUCAAAGAUGAAUAAACCCAUGCAUCGUGCCUCAUCACAACUUAGAGGUGGGAACAGAAAAGAAAACAAACAGCCCUGCAGGUGAUAAGAGCCAUAUAGACUAAAGCCCAAAGCAACAGGGGCGACAAGUUCAGGGGUGUUUAUGGCCAUAGGGUCAUUUUCAAGUACCACGUUGUCCUGUCCUCUCAAAUUGCUCUAAUCAAAAGUUGGCUGAGACACUGGAUAUUUGGGAAAAUUAGCUUACAGAGUGUGGUAACCACUCAUUCCUCUAGGUUUCCUGAGCUUUAUUUCUGCAUUGGGAUUCGUCACCAGAAUCUCCACUGACAGGCCAUAGUAGAUCAGGCCCCCAACAACAAACGUUCUGGGUUACUUUUCAUCAUUAUGUCUUCUGCAUUUUUUUUUCCAUUCCAGAGUUGGUAAAAGACAGGACCAUAUAAAGAAUCUGACUUGAUUUUAUGUAGAAUUGAAUUUCAGAUAUUAUCCAUGAUAUAAUUCGAUAUUUCAUAUGAGUAUAUACUAGUUGGCAAGCACCAUGGCAAGCACUCUACAUGUGUCAUCCUUACAAGUUUAAUGCAUGCCACCUCCAGACCCCCUUUUCUCUGUUAACUUGGCUACUACUAAGAAGCUCAGAGCCAAAUUAAAUACUCUAAAGCAGUAAGCACUUAGGAUUGUAGUUUAAUUAUCUUCCCUCCUCUACAAGAUUAUGAUCUUUCUUCCCCUCCCAUUCUUAACAGUCUUAUUUUGUGAAAUUGUUACUAUGCAUUUACUCAGACACACUUAUGAACGUUGAUACUUUAGACACAAAAACAAAUCACCAUAAUCUUCAAUUAUAAUUUCCUUUUGCUUUCAAUUGGCAAGAGCUUCCGUGAAUAACUAAUUUGAAGAUAACUCCUUCGAUAUUAUGCUCUGGUCACUUGAAAACUCAGAUAACGCAGUAUUUCCCACGAUCAUUUGGUUCAGAAUACUUUUAAGAAGCGACAAAAGGGGCCAAAAAGAGGCUGACUUAACUAAUAACAUACGAUAACUAUCAGGUUAUUUUCAAAUCUAUCACCAAGGCCUAUUUAUUUCUAUCUUGUGUUGGAUCCUGACCAUUGCAUUUUGCCCCCUCACCAACCACCAUUUUUGCAGCCCAAAUUGUACCAGCAUGCACUGGUUGGUCCACUUAGGGCUGCCAUUGUCAGAGGCACUGCCAGGACCUGCUGAAUGAGAGGACACUGCUAUCACCCAGUGAAGUCUAGUCCCUGGAAUUUCACUCUUAGCACUGGCAAUGCUUCUGGAACUCAUAAAGAUUCUGCCGAAAUUCAGAGAGUUGAAGGUCAAUGUCUUCCGGGGAUCAAGGUAACAUGUCAGAAAAAUUCUGCUGCUGAGGAUUUCCAUGUAUUCAAGGCAAAUGUCCUUAGGAGGAACUCACAGAAAUAACUCUUUGCAUUGUCACUACACAGAAUGGAAGGCCAGCUUUUAUUUCAAAAAGAAAGAGAGAGAGAAAAAAAUAAAGAGUGAACCAUAAAAGCAUGGCAUGUGUGCAACACACACAUACACACACACACAAAAUAGAUCUUGGCAUGCCCAACUGGCACCCACUUAGGAUGCGUAGUCAGGCGUUUUUGAGAGCAUAAUAUUUGGGCACAAUCAUUAAUUUAUUCACCAAAGAUUUAUCCAGCACCUACUGCGUGCCAAGUAUUGUUCUAGAUGCUGGAAAAUAAGAGUGAGUGAGGCAGUCAAGAGUUCUGAGCUCAUGGAUUCUGUAUUCUAGGCAAGGAGACAGGUGAUCAGCAAGCAUCAAUUGAAAUGAACAACUGAAACUGCAAAUGCAAUCAAGGAAAGAAAAAGAAAAACAAAACAAACAAACAGAAAAACCAGUGUGAUGGGUCUGAAAAGGAAUGAGGGACCGCCUUUGCUCAAAUGGUCAGGGAAGGGCUUUCUAAGAAGGUGACACAUAAUCUUACACUAGAAUGAGAAGACCGACUGAAGAAACCAAUCACCUUUACUCUGAUUUCCAUCAAAAAGAUGGGCUUACUAAAAAAAGAAACAUGCAAUACCGUUUGUGGCUCCGCACAACUCAUACUUUAAACAACAGCAAAAAAAAUAAUAAUAAUAAUAAGGAAAGGAAGGGAAUCCACAACUUUCUGUGCUCUUAAGGCAAUUUUAAGAAAUCACCUUUCCCAAAGAUAAUGGAUUAAAAAGAAGUUGUCUUAAUUCAUCUCUAAUUAUGGCAGAAUUUACUAUGAAGAAACUGAAAUGAGAGACAUGGAAUAUUCACUCCUCUUCGUAAUGUCAGUUGCUUUAUGUAACAAUAUUCCAAUGUCAAUAAAAGUAUACCUUUGCAUUACAAUGCCAACAGGAAUUAUUCCACUUUAAGAAAACAGUUCUGUAGCUAUACUCAGUAUUAUUUACAUUCACCAGCUAUAAAAUAAACCCAAAUUGUAUUUACUAGCAGAUGGUCUCAUUUCCAAUAUAUAAUAAACCUCUGAGAUUAGGUAAAAAUAGAUUCUAUAUUUCUUUAACAUGCACAAAUAAUAAAUGAACGUUCGCCAAUGUCUUUGUAUAAAAUACUCCAAACAAAUCACUUGGUACUGAAUUUCUGCUUGUCUCAAUUAAAACACUUAGCCACCUGGCAUGAAACAUCCUAAAAACAUCAACUGCUUAAAAUACUUUGGACUGAAACACGUUUUUCAUUGUUUCCUAGCCUCUGACUGAUUUCAGAAUUAGAAAGAAUUAAGCAGAAGUGAAUUGGGGAGCAGGUCAGUCACUGAAUACUCAGAAUGAAUCAUGAACGCGUAUACUAAAAUGCAAUUCUUAUUUCUUUGCAGUGCAGUGCAUGCUAUACAUUCUUACAAUUUAAAUAAGCAUGCUAAACUAAGGCCAAAUAAUGUGACGAUUGCCCAACAGGUCUACAUUACCUAAUACAUUUAUCAUUAUGUAAACUGCUGUGCUUGAUAUUAAUACACUGUGCAAGGAAUGCUUAAUCUCUUGAACUUCCAAACAGGUCUUUAAAACUGAAUCUCACUAGUACCCAAGACCAAUAACGUGCUGAGGAAGAACGUAUUUCAAGUAUAUUUACUGAUUACACAGUGUUUGAAUCUUCAAAAAUUCUAAAUUUAUGUGGAGAAAGGAGAACGGAGAAUCUGAACUUGGCUGUUCAGGCAAACUCUUUCCUUUCUUUGCUUCACUUUAUGAAUUGUUAUGCUUCUAGAUCCUUCUUUUAAAAUUUUCCAUUUGGGGAAACUUGUACAUUUAACCUUAAAAAAAACAAAACAAAACAAAAAAACCUCAUCUCAUUUCCUCCCUCCCCCUCCUUAAAAUAAAUAAGAAGGCUUAAGAAUUAGCACUAAUAAUAAUCCCACAAUGGUCAUUGGGAAAUCCUCCCCCAAAGUGACAACUGCCGCUAAGAAGGGCAAAAUCCACUAAGAAUGAAAAUUCCCGCAAAUAAGUCCUUCUCUGAGGGGGUGGAGGUCACACAGCUGGCACAGCUGGUAUCACAACCAACUCGAGGCGACCCAGAGGAAGAUGCUGCGCCAAGAGAAGCAAAGCGAAGGAGCGCGACCCAGGAGGCUAGCGAAAUCCCCGCCGAGUCCCCAGGAGGCGGAGAGAAGCCCAGUCGCCAGGCACCGGCCACAGCGCACGCCAACAUUCAGGAUAAUUCUCCUUUCCAAGCCCCGGAGUUCCGGGGCAGGCGAAAAAGGGGGGAUGGGAGACCCACAGUCCCUUUAACCCUCCCCCCCGGUCUGCCAACCUUUUCCGAACCCCCAUGUCACACAACUUCCUCAUCAUGGAAACUUCCACUGGGUUCGGCGCUGAGGAUGCCAAACUCCAUUUCACAAGGAACAUGUCAACAGCUGGGCUUGGGGUUUGAGGAACAGAGCCGCUGCGAUUGGAACAGAGCCCGGCCACCCUGUUCCACCACUGUCCACGCCGUAGCUCCCAGCCUGCCGCCGCGCGGUGCCCGAACACGAGAGGGCACCUCCUCCCAGAUCCGGGGCGCAGAAGCCCCGCGGAGGCAGGUAAUCAGGCUGAUGACACCCCCACCACCCACGCCCGCCCGCCCGCCCGCGCGCGCUCGGCUUAGCCGCCCGCACCCCUCCGGGUUCUUGCGACACUCCGUCACCAUCCCGCCCACCCUGUGGACAGUUGGAACUGUCGCCCCCUCCUCCCCUCACCCCGCUGCCUCCGCGCGGUCCUCUAGCCAAAUUACCAGUGCCCUGGAGCCGUUAAUCCCCGCCGCGUCACGGCCGCCCGCCCGAGGAUGUGCGCCUUCCUUGGCCAAGCCCCGCAGUCUCCACCCUCCUCCGCCCCCUCCUCCCGGCGGCGGGGUCCCGGGGAGCGCCGGCGACUGGGCGUCGCGCGAGUCCUGCAAAAUGUCAACUCCUUGGGCGAAGAGAGGCGGCCGCAGCCAGGGCCGCGCCGCACCUCCCGGGUCCCUCCACUUUUAUAGGCGUAGGAAGCGAGUGUGUCUGGGGCACCAGAGUCCCCGCCUCUCCGGGUCCCCCGCGUGCCCGGCCCGCCCCGGCCCGCUCCCCGGACGCUGUCUUACUCCGGGCCCGGGGCGCCUGCUCCGCGCCGCGUCUGCGAACCGGUGA